AUGGAGUUAAUUGGUUUUACAGUCUGCAGCUCUACCUUGCAGAAAGUCUCAUCAGUACCUGGGAAUGACUUAAAAUUAUAUGCUUUAACAAGCCAAGUCAUCAAUGGUGAGAUGCAGUUCUAUGCCAGACCAAAGCUUUACCAAGAAGUACCAGCCACAGAAGAAGGCAUGAUGAGAAAUUUCAUUGAACUGUCCCACCCAAAUAUCCAGGCCUAGAGGGAAUUUCCAAAGAAAUUUGUUGGAAUGAGUUAUCUAACUGGCCCCGGGAGAGGGGGAACUGACUGUGCCCUGGACUGCGGCUCUGGGAUAGGAAGGGUCAGCAAGCAUGUCCUGCUGCCUGUUUUCGACAGAGUGGAGCUGGUUGAUAUGAUGGAGUCUUUCCUGCUUGAAGCCCAGAACUACCUGCAGGGCAGAGUGGACAAGGAAGAAAGUUACCACUGCUACAGCCUGCAGGAAUUCACACCCCUCUUCGGGAGAUAUAACAUCAUCUGGAUUCAGUGGGUGUCAGGGUACUUAACUGGUGAGGAUCUGCCUGCAUUUCUUUCCCAGUGACAAGGUAGCUGGAAAGAAAAUGGUAUCAUCAUACUGAAGGACAGUGUGGCACAGGAGGGGUGCUUUGACCUCUCUGACAGCAGUGCGACUCAGGAUAUGGACAUCCUCGGGACACCAGUUAGGAAGAAUGGGCUGUUGGUGCUGGGCCAGGAAAAGCAGCAGGGCUUUCCAGAGCAGUACAUUCCUGUGUGGAUGUUCGUACUGCACUGUGUAGACUCUUCUGAGUAG
Messenger RNA from Heterocephalus glaber (naked mole-rat), 780 nucleotides. The record is from RefSeq and is a predicted model, not a curated record. Lineage: Eukaryota; Metazoa; Chordata; Mammalia; Rodentia; Bathyergidae.